Paramecium pentaurelia is the source of this 1752-nucleotide messenger RNA. Lineage: Eukaryota; Ciliophora; Oligohymenophorea; Peniculida; Parameciidae. The record is from the annotation of a GenBank genome assembly.
AUGCUAUUUGUCACAGAGCCAAAAUUCAUCAAUAUUUCCCAUCCUCGCAAACUCCUCUCCCUUAUAUAAGAAUAUGAACUUAAAUUUCGUCCUGAUUCUCCUAUCACUCAAAAAGCCAUGGAAAGUAUGGGAUAAGAUCGUUAUCACUUUCGUCGAAAGUUUCAUUUGUGAUCUGACUCAUCUAGGAAUAAGUUCGAGUUGCGUUAUGAUUUUGAGAUCCAAAAAAUUCCAUAUACAGAAGCAGAUAUGUAGAAAGCCUAUCUAAAUUACAUGAGAUAAUUGAUCAGUAUUCAUAAUAUAUAAGAAUAGUCGAUUAUCAGGCUCUAUUUGAUACUAGGAAACGAAUUAAAGUUGAUUUUGAAAGAAGAUAGAAAGAAGAAGAUGAACUUAGAGGCUAGUAUAUAAAUAUUUCAAAUUUAGUAAGUGGCCAGAACCUGUAGUAACCAAAAAGUUGAUGAAUACUCAAAUUGAAACUCUUACUUUGGAUUAAAAAAUAUAAUUAAUUGAAGAAGAAAGAAGUAAAGAACAAAAAAUUAAUGAUUGUUUUGCUAAAGAUGCUAUUAUGUAGGAAUUGGACAGAAGACUCAAAUUAUAAGAAAAUUAAUAAAGGGAAGAGAGAAGACUUGUUUCACGUAAAGAGACAUUUGAUAAACUUAAAAAGAAGGCAGCUUCAGAAAAUAAGAAAGUAAAUGAGAAAUUAUAAACUCAUUAAUAAAAAAUGAGAAAAUAAUUAGAAUAAGAUUUUCGUACUUCAAAAUCUAUAUAAGAAAAAAUAGAAGCUAAGUAUGAUAUUAUAUAUUUUUUUUUAGAGAAUUAUCAAUUCAAUAAAAAAGAAGUAAAAUGAUAUCUGAGAUAGCAUCUCGUAAUCGUAAAUUAGAAGAUAAAAUUAAUCAUUUUAAAGAUGAUUUUGGUAAUCGUUUGAUGGAAGAUUUAAUGAGAAAAUAACAUGCUUUAGAAUUAUCAAUGAAUAAACGAUAGAAGACUGCAGAAUAAUUAGAAAAAAAUAGGUUAGAAAAAUAAUAGUUUUUUGAAUAGAAAUUAAAUAAUAUUAAUCUAAAAAUUAAAUAAGAAAGAGAAGAAAAGGAAUCUGAAUUAUUUAAUAAGGUUGGUUAGAAAUUAUCUAAAUCAGAAAAAUUGUUAGAAGAACAUGAUAAAUUAGUAAUGAAAAUGUGGUAAGAUAAAAAGAAAGAACAAUAAUCUAGAUUUUCAAAGUAAAGAGAAAGAUAUAAGUAAUCAGAAGAAAAAUAAUAAGAAAAAAUUGAAGAAUGGGAUGAAAAAUUAAAAAGUAUUUAAGAUAAAAUUGAAAAGUUUUAAACUAAAAAAAGUGAAGAAUGGAAAUCUCUCAAAGAAUAAAAGAUAUAAAAUUAAAAAGAACAUUUAGAAAUGAUACAAUAUAUAAAAAGAAAGAAAGAAGUAAUUAAUAUUAUUAAAAACUUAAGGAUAAAAAUUAAAAGUAAUAUAUAGAUAGAUAAAUUAUGGUUUAAAACAAACUUAAAAAAAUGAAAGAUGAAUAAGAAUACAUAAGAACUUAUCAAACUGCUUCUAAAUAAAGAUUUGAAUAGAAUACUUUAUCUUAAAUAGGAGAGUUAGUAAAUUUGAAAUAUUCCUCAUCUGCUUAAUUGCUCAAGUAUAUUUUAAUUAUUAUAUAUAAUUAGUAAAUUGAAAGAUUUAGAAGAUGAUGAAGCAUUUAAUGAUAUUCAAUAAAAAUAUAAAUAAAUUGUCAAAGUUCCAGAAAAAAAACCUGUAGAAUGA